UUUGAUUUGUUUGCGAAUUAUUGUGCUUGGCUAUGUAAACCUAAGCGAAAAAGAGCCUAGAUGUGUAUAAAUGUGAAGAGCAUCUACUAAAUUAAAUAAAAACACAUUGGCUGUUAUUAAUGGUUAAUUAAAUUAUGGAAAAACUCAAAGAUAUAGAUAUAAAUGCUGUUUUAUGGAAGUCUAUUAAAAAUGACGGCCUAAACCUUAAUUAUACGGUUGCUAUACCAAGACCAAUAGCCAAUACAAUAUUGGAGGAACUUGAAGAUACGUUAGAAUAUUUUGCAGGAGAUCUGGCGCGCAUAAAGGUUUUUGGCAAAGUGCAUCCUCUACCGCGUCAACAAGUCGCUUAUGGAGACCCAGGAAUAACUUACACAUAUUCGGGAACGACUGUGCCUGCUUUGCCCUGGCCUGCGCCAGUUUUAGCCCUGCGAGAUUUUCUAUUUGCUCUUAAGGGCAUUAAAUAUGAUUUCGUUCUGGUGAACAAGUACAGAAAUGGUAAUGACCACAUGGGUGAGCACAGAGACAAUGAACCAGAAUUAGAUAACAACUAUCCCAUUGCGUCAAUUUCUCUUGGUCAAGAAAGGGAUUUCGUUUUGAAACAUAAAGAUGCAAGAAAACCUGGUAAAGACAAAAAAGAUAUACCCACAGUUAAAAUACUCUUAGAGCAUGGCAGCAUCUUACUCAUGAAUCCGCCGACGAAUGAAGUGUGGUACCAUUCGUUACCUGUGAGAAAGAAGCUUUUAGGCGCUAGAAUUAACUUUCAGGAAAAUGCGCAUUAAAUAAAAACAAAUAAAUUGAAUUUAUAAUUUAUACCUUGGGGAAAGUCCUUGGGUCAGUUACUGCUAUCUGUCUGUAUGUAAAAAAAAACAAAUGUCAACAGCCAAAACGUCAGUAAAAAAAACGUCAAAAUAUUUUUUUUGUUGUCAUUGUUGGAGGUACUAUGCAGUUGCAGUUUUUGUGUAAUAAUCCAUUUAAUUUAAUUAAAAAGUGAAAUUAUAAAGUGUUUGACCAAG
Messenger RNA from Ostrinia nubilalis (European corn borer), 1013 nucleotides. RefSeq names its product DNA oxidative demethylase ALKBH2-like. Bases 135 to 779 code for a protein of 214 amino acids. Gene Ontology annotation, biological process: DNA alkylation repair; DNA repair. The transcript has 6 exons. NCBI's taxonomy places the organism in Eukaryota, Metazoa, Arthropoda, Insecta, Lepidoptera, Crambidae. The record is from RefSeq and is a predicted model, not a curated record. Gene Ontology annotation, molecular function: ferrous iron binding; cytosine C-5 DNA demethylase activity.